This is a messenger RNA of Aspergillus alliaceus, 1205 nucleotides long. Its product is annotated as PaaI family thioesterase. The record is from RefSeq and is a predicted model, not a curated record. The transcript has a single exon. Bases 236 to 949 code for a protein of 237 amino acids. Lineage: Eukaryota; Fungi; Ascomycota; Eurotiomycetes; Eurotiales; Aspergillaceae.
UAUCUCUCGUUAGGCCGGACCAAUCGGGCAAGCCAAACCUGUAGCCGAGGUUGAGGCUAUCUUAACCCAAUCUGCAAAAGGAUGAUCUACGGAGUAGUAUAGACGCAAUGAAAUAAGAAAGACUAAUCCCUAUCCAUAUCCAAACCACCGCUAAUCAUUCAAUCCCUUCCUCUCUUCGCGAAAAAUUAGAGAAGAAAAAGAACCCAUAUCGGGAUCAAAUCCAUCGAUAACAGCAAUGGCCGAUUCCAUACCCCCAUCUAUCAUGAAUGCUCCCUUAACAGAAGAAUCAUCCCUCCAUCCCUUUCGUUCCCAUCCCCACGCCAACCGUCUCCUCAACCACCCGGAAUACUAUCCCAUCCGUACCUGGUCACGCCUUCCAAAGCCCUCCACUGGCGAGGAUGGCUACUUCGCCGGUACUUUAGCGACCUCGUUCACCAUCCCUCACUGUUUGACGCUCCGCCGUCGAUGGCUCCCCCCGCUCUCCGCCGCCCAUCCGUCGUGGCCCUCUCCCACCGCUGAUCCGGUCUCGUCGGAGCCUUCUACCUUUCCCCCGGAUAUUUUCAUGCUGCUGGAUCUAGCGACGCCAGGGGUCAGUGGACACCCAUCGACUGCUCAUGGCGGCAUUGUCGCAACGUGCAUUGAUGAGGCAAUGUCUUUGGCGGUGACCUUGUACUCUCCGCCGCCGGAGUUGGAUGCUUCGGAGUAUAAAGGGAGGGAGGAGGAGUUAACUCCUCGUGGAAAACUGUAUACAUCACAGUUGGAUAUACGGUACAAGAGACCUGUCACGGUUCCCGGUUUGCUCAUCAUCCGUGCUAAAGUGGUUGGUCGAGUCGGGAGAAAGUUCUGGGUGCGUGCUCAGGUCGUUCAAGCGGACGAGGAGAAUCCGGAUCAAUUGAUCGUCACCACUGAUGCCAUGGCGUUCUGGCUCCAAACCACAUCAAGUUUGUAAAAUGCAUACAGUGGUCGGUAUGCGAUAUAUAUACAUGUGUGUGUGUGUGUGUGUAGAUAGAUCUAUCACUUUAUAGUUAUGUACAUAUAUACGUGUUCUUAUGGUAAAUAUAGGUCAAUUACAUCUUCGUCUGCCGUUGCCCGAGGUUCCGACUGGCGCUCAACACCAAUCCCACCUGCGUGCUCAAUGCCACCACAUCACCCUGUUCGUCCAGCACCACCACGUUCAGAUCUGUUCUGCCAUCCCGCACCACUUU